Messenger RNA from Blastomyces dermatitidis ER-3, 1840 nucleotides. RefSeq names its product isopentenyl-diphosphate delta-isomerase. Gene Ontology annotation, cellular component: cytoplasm. The coding region runs from base 604 to 1416 and encodes 270 amino acids. The record is from RefSeq and is a predicted model, not a curated record. Gene Ontology annotation, molecular function: isopentenyl-diphosphate delta-isomerase activity. Gene Ontology annotation, biological process: isoprenoid biosynthetic process; isopentenyl diphosphate biosynthetic process. The transcript has 3 exons. Lineage: Eukaryota; Fungi; Ascomycota; Eurotiomycetes; Onygenales; Ajellomycetaceae.
AUCCGAAUUGCCCUUUGGGAUAAUAGCCUUUGAUAAAACUCAAUUCCUUUAUGAAUGGCCCUCCAUUUCCACUGGCAAUCAGGGAUAUUUCAAUAGCCCCCAGGGUUGAUAGAUCCCGGAAGUCUGACGGCAAGUAUCACGAAGACUCUGGGUAAGUUGUGAUCUAACGACCGAUGAUUUAAAAGGACGGAACCGAUUGCUGAGGAGGUGUUACGAGAGCUGAGCUUGAACAUGUAUAUCCAUGUUUUUGGUGUUUGGCGGUGAUCGUGAUGAACUUGAUAAACAGUGAAAUCUCGGCGGUAUCUUUGCGAUGUGAUUGGUCUUGGCCCGUUGGAGGGGAAAACACCGAAGUCAGUCAGUUGGCGACACAACUUUCUCGGAGUUGCACGAGUUGACAUUGACAUAUUUAACAUCCUCAAUUCUCAUCGAAUCCACCCCUACGCUGCUCUAUAUAACCCCUGAUCAAACCCGUCGAGAGAAAUUUCUCAACGUAGUCUUGAAUUCAUUUCCCAAUUGCUUGAUUCACUUAGGAAAUAAAUAACUAGUCCAUCAAGCUCCCCUGUUUCCCCCUUGAACUUUUUACCCCGAUACCUGCACGCGAUCAUGUCAAGCACCACGACAACGACGGCCGCUACGGCCAUAACUGCGGAAAAUGUCACUACUCUCUUCCCGGAUGUCGAUCCCAGCCUUGCGCGGACCACUGCCCAAACACAGAACUCUGCGCGUGAGGGUGGUGAGCUGGAGGGGUACGAUGAGGAGCAGAUUCGUCUGAUGGAUGAAGUGUGCAUUGUGCUAGAUGAGAAUGACAAGCCUAUUGGGAGUGCUAGCAAGAAGACAUGCCAUUUGAUGACCAACAUUGACCGCGGCCUUCUUCACCGCGCGUUCUCCGUCUUCCUCUUCGAUUCUCAGAAGAGACUGUUACUCCAACAGCGUGCAUCGGAGAAAAUCACCUUCCCCGACAUGUGGACGAAUACCUGCUGCUCACACCCACUUGGCAUUCCCGGCGAAACAGGAGUAGAGUUCGAGGAUGCUGUGCAAGGGGUUCGCCGGGCUGCUCAGAGAAAGCUGAAUCACGAGCUAGGCAUCAAGGCGGAGCAAGUUCCUCUCGAGAAGUUCGAUUUUCUGACCAGGAUACACUACAAGGCUCCCAGCGAUGGCAAGUGGGCAGAACAUGAAAUCGAUUACAUCCUUUUCAUCCACGCGGAUGUCGACCUAGACGUGAGCCCCAACGAAGUCCGCGAUACCAAGUAUGUUACGGCAGAUGAACUCAAGCAGAUGUUCAAGGACUCGGAAUUGAAAUUCACCCCCUGGUUCAAGCUCAUCUGCGACUCUAUGCUCUUCAAUUGGUGGGAGAAGUUCGGCACCGAAGAGUUCGAGAAGUUCAAAGGAGACAGGACCCUUCACCGCAUGCUUUAAAUUCAUUCACGAUAAGCAAAAAUAUUCCUUAAGAAAUUACCAUACCCUUUAUUGUCAAUACUGCUUCCGUGGCUAUAUAUAUUGAGAGAAGAAAAUUGAUUUGGAGCGAGCUGCUGCUCACGGGGAAUUGUCCAAAUUAAUGACUGUGGGCGCCAACGUGUCCUCAAACCAUUGCAGGCUGAACAGCUUAGAUAGGUAGUCGUUUAUCGGUAUUCAUUUCGGGCAUAAUAAUAAUUAUAAUUGAUGGAUUUUAUUGUGAUGCCUGGGCAUUAUACCUAUUCCUGUGUUCCUCAGAAAAUAGUUGCAACAGUCCAGAACACAUAUCCCCCACGUUUUUGGUAGUACGCACCCCAUCAUCAAUCGAGUAACUGUAAUUCCUGACCAGAUCGUAUUUUAUAAUUCCUCGUUGGUAGGGCGUAACCGC